Telopea speciosissima is the source of this 2481-nucleotide messenger RNA. Its product is annotated as mitochondrial intermediate peptidase, mitochondrial. The coding region runs from base 98 to 2254 and encodes 718 amino acids. NCBI's taxonomy places the organism in Eukaryota, Viridiplantae, Streptophyta, Magnoliopsida, Proteales, Proteaceae. Gene Ontology annotation, molecular function: metalloendopeptidase activity. The record is from RefSeq and is a predicted model, not a curated record. Gene Ontology annotation, biological process: peptide metabolic process; proteolysis. The transcript has 17 exons.
CGGCAAACCUGAGCGAAGAGAGAAGAAACCAAAACUUUCCAUCGUUAAGUGGCGAGGCGGGAAUGCUCUUGCUCACGCCCUAGUGGUUUCAAACACAAUGUCUGCCCUGAAACGCCGAAACGUUCCAAUUGUGGGCUCGAAGCGUCUUCUCUAUCGCACGGUUCGUACCUUCACCACUUACAGAGACCAUUUCUACGCUGUGGUAGCUCCAGAGACCGGAGAAACAGGUCUAUAUGGCUUUGAAAUCUUGAAGACAGCGAAAGGAUUCCGACGUUUUGUCGACGAAGCAAUCGAGAGAUCGGGUGAACUCAUUUCUUAUGUCUCUGGUGCGCCUUCAUCGAUGGAAAUCAUCCGAGCCAUGGACGAGAUAUCCGACACGGUUUGCUCGGUUGUGGAUUCGGCAGAACUCUGUAGAAAUACCCAUCCUGAUAGGGAAUACGUGGAGGAGGCUAACAAGGCGUCCAUGAAGAUUCAGGAGUAUCUACAUUUUCUGAAUACGAAUCAUAGUCUAUAUAAUUCGGUGCUAAAAGCAGAACAAGACGGUCUUCUCCGAACAAAAGAAGCUCAAAGAGCAGCCCAUUCCUUGCGUGUUGACUUUGAGAAGGGAGGAAUCCAUCUUCCUGCUGAGAAGUUAGAUCGAGUUAAUCAGUUGAAUAUUGAUAUUGCUCAUCUGUGCAGAGAGUUCAGUGAAAAUAUAAGCAAGGACCCAGGUUCUGUUGAUAUAUUUCCAGCUUCACGUAUUCCACGACAUAUACAACAUAUUCUUAGGCCCAUUUAUCGUUCAACAUCUGGUACAUCAAAGGACUCGAUGGGUUCAGUAAAUAACUUAAAAGAAAAGGGAUUUCGGAUAAUUACAGAUCCGGGUACUCUAUCCUCUGUACUGCAAUGGGCAUCGGAUGAUGAGGUUAGGAAGCAGUCAUACAUACAAGGAAAUUCUGUUCCACGAGCAAAUCUUGGUGUACUUGAUAAGCUUAUAGCAUCUCGCCAUGAACUUGCACAGAUAAUGGGGCAUAAAUCGUAUGCUGAAUUUGCAGCACAUCCAAACAUGGCCUCAUCACCAGAGGUUGCCAUGUCUUUUUUGCUUGAUUUGAGCAAGAUUGUCAAGCCCAAGGCUGAUGAGGAGUUUAAGGCAAUAAGAAUUUUUAAGAAGAGUUCUGGUCAUGGUUUUGGUGAUCUGGAGCCAUGGGAUGAGGCCUACUUCACGGGGAUGAUGAAAUCUUCUGUCUUCAAACUGGACUCCUCAGUUGUAGCAUCAUAUUUUCCUCUAUCAAAAUGCAUUGAGGGUUUGAAAGUGCUGGUAGAGUCAUUGUUUGGUGCGACAUUUCGCCACAUACCUCUUGCAGCUGGUGAAUCUUGGCAUCCAGAUGUACUUAAAAUGGCACUUCAUCAUCCUGAAGAGGGUGACCUGGGGUAUCUAUACCUUGAUCUGUACUCCAGGAAGGAAAAGUAUCCAGGUUGUGCUCAUUUCGCCGUCAAAGGUGCGCGUCAAAUAUCCGAGACGGAAUUCCAACUUCCUGUUGUAGCCCUUGUCUGCAAUUUCUCGGCUUCACGUGGUUCAUCAAGUGCAAGGCUUAACCACUGGGAAGUAGAAACUCUUUUUCAUGAGUUUGGACAUGCUCUUCACUCCCUGCUUUCUAGAACGGAUUACCAACAUUUUUCUGGUACCAGAGUGGUUCUUGAUUUAGCUGAAACACCUGCAAACCUUUUUGAAUACUAUGCAUGGGACUACCGAUUCUUAAGGAUGUUCGCGAAGCACUAUUCAACUGGUGAAGUAAUUCCUCAAAAACUGGUGGAGUCAAUGAAGGGUGCCAGAAAUAUGUUCGCAGCAACUGAGCUGCAGAGGCAGAUCUUUUAUGCCUUGAUUGACCAAACACUUUUUGGGGAACAAUCGUCCUCUUCGAGAGAAACAGUUUCUAUAGUCGCAGACCUGAAAAGACAACAUACAAGCUGGAAGCAUGUUGAGGGUACACAUUGGCACACCCGAUUCAGUCACCUUUUAAAUUAUGGGGCAGGAUAUUAUAGCUACCUUUAUGCCAAGUGUUUUGCUGCAUCUAUAUGGAAAGAGGUAUGCUUGGAGGAUCCGUUGUCAAUGGAUGCAGGAUCUGCUCUUAGAGCUAAAUUCUUGCAGCAUGGGGGAGCAAGAGACCCGUCAGAGUUGUUGAAGGAUUUGGUAGGGAAUGAUGUUCUGAGAUAUCAUAAUGGAGGAAUAGUUCCCAACAUCAGCUGUCUCUGUGAGGAAAUGAAACUCAUUUAAGGUCCCUCUUGCAGCACUGAUGUUUGUUUGGGGAGACAGCGAGAAAGAUCAAAAGAUCAAGUAACAGCACAAUCUGCCACCAUUAUCCUUACGUUUAUCCGAAUAGGUUGUAUCCAUUUUGACUUAUAUUUUUGGGCACCAUUGAUAAAUGUAUUUGUCUUGAUAUGUGUUACGAGGAAGAAAGAAAAAAUUGAAGUGAUGGAAUAAAAUUUUGAAGUUUGUUACAG